Messenger RNA from Aphis gossypii (cotton aphid), 2296 nucleotides. RefSeq lists its product as uncharacterized. The transcript is spliced from 11 exons. The coding region runs from base 498 to 2204 and encodes 568 amino acids. Lineage: Eukaryota; Metazoa; Arthropoda; Insecta; Hemiptera; Aphididae. The record is from RefSeq and is a predicted model, not a curated record.
CCUUGAAAAAAUACAUAUUAAAUUAUGUAUUUGUUCCCGCCUUAUUGCUUAAUGCUUUUGUUGUGUUUUGUAACGGUCAUUAACGGUGUUUACUGUGCUACUAUUGUUUACCGUUUACGCAUUAUUGUCGUGUACAAUUAACGAUUAUGUCAGUUUUUCUAAUGUCAAUAUUGAACUUAAAUACUAGAGUUUUGGGUAUUCGUUCCUUCGACAGAAUUAUCCAAAUUGAUUGUAACAAGAUCUGUCUAUCUGCAAUUUGCCUGCGAUACACCUGCGAUUCACUUGCGAUUUACCUACGAUUUACCUGCGAUUAAAACUUUGAACAUAGUUCAUACCAAAAACCCAGCUCGUGCUUUUGCAUUUUAUUUUUAAAACGUUUUUGUUGUUUUGUUUUUACUUAUUAAUUUUGUUUUAAAUUUCUUACCUAUUAUAACAUAACUAUUCUUUUUUUUUUUUUGUAUUUUUGGUGUUCUGAUUCUAGUUAUAUAUUAAUAAUAAUGAACAACGAGGAAGUAUUUGCUCUCCCAGAUCAUUUGGUUGACCAUGACUACUUCCUGCCAGUUGUAUAUGAAGAUGAUCAUAUACUGCGUGAAGAAGAAGUAGAGGAAUUGGUAGAAGAAGAAGAAGUAGAAGAAGAGGAAGAGGAAGAGGAACCAAUUGUCAGAGUGUCGGAAACAUACAUAUUGAUUCCUGGGGUUCAUAACCGAUCGAGGAUAUAUGUUGACAACUUGGGAUUCAAGUAUUACAAACGAGAAACUCGUGGACAACGGGUGUAUUUAGUAUGCGAACGGCAGAAGCAACGGAACCAGUACUGCCCUUCCACUGCAACUGUUAGUGCAAAUUUGAACGACAACAGAAUUCGUCUAGGGCACUACCACGACCAUCAGCCCAGAGUGAUCGACCUGAAUGUGCCGUUUUUGAGGGAAGCCAUAGGUGAAAGAGGAAUUGAUCCAGCAGUUACAACCUCAUUUAUGAGAACUUUGUACAACAACGAAAUUAUCAACCAUCCAGAAGCAGCUCCCAACUACACAUUUAUUCAGGCUCAAGAACGAGUGAAAAAGAUGAGACGUCGAAGAUUCCCGGCACAACCCCUUGAUAUUGGACAACUUGCAGUGGCACUGAAUGAAGCACGAAAUGCCAUUUACGCUCUUACAGUUCAAAAUCCUCCAUCUAGGUUCUUUCAACAAGCAUUGGUCGUCAAUGGAAGGAGUGUUGGUGUGAUCUUUGCGAACAUGGAUGCAGUCAACAAAUACAGAGAAGAAUUGGCCACUGUGACAUUGGUUGGGAUUGAUGGGACGUUCAAGACUGUGCCUCGUGUUCCAGCAGAUUUGAAGUGUUUCCUUACUAUCCAGGUGGUUUUUAAAAGUGUGUCCUUUCCAAUGGUCUAUGCUCUACUGGGGAGCAUGACUGAAGAAGUCUAUGCGGCUCUGUUUGAUAUUGUAAGAAAUAUUUUACCUUUGAAUUAUCAACGUGUUUGUUUUAUUACAGAUUAUGAAAAAGCUCUGAUGUCAGCCGUUCAACAAUCGUUUCCGGAAAGCCAAUUGAGAUGUUGUUGGUUCCAUUUUACUCAGUCAAUUGUACGGUAUUGUCACCGAAGGAUGAACAGUGUUUGUAAUUUAAUCCGUACGAACCCAGUAGCUGCUCGAGUUCUCAGAAUGGUUUUGGCUUUACCUCACCUGCCCGCAACCAGGAAUGACCCGCGCUGUCCAUUUUCCAUGGAGGAUGGUUUCGAUGCUAUCAUGGACUACACUAGACAAUUUCCUCCAAUUGAACGAUGUAUGAGAAACUUUCUAAUUGGGUAUGUGCAAUAUUUUUGGUUGUUACAGGUCGGUCCAGGUUUAAUCAGUUGUUUUGGAGAAGAAUAUAGAACCAACAACUACUUGGAGUCUUUCCACGCUACACUUCUAACCCAAAUGCAAAGACAUCCCAAUAUAUGGAAUUUUAUUCAAAAACUGACUGUCAUUGAAAAUCAGUAUUUCAUUGAAUUUGAUCAAGCCAGAAGAAACCUAAGGAUUAGAGAUGGAGCAUCAAGGAGGGAACGAGAGAACACUACCAUUGUCUUAGCAGGUUAUGUGCAACAACUUAACAGAGAUGGAGACCUCACAGGAUUUUUGAGAAGGGCUGGACACCGCAAUGAUGGAUAUGUACAAGGCAUAAUCGGACCAUAUCCACAAGAUCAGGAAGACGUAUUUUACUUGAUAUGAUUGUCGUCCGGUCGGUACCAUAUCAAUAUUUCACCUUAAAUUAGUAAUGAAAUGUAUAUUAUAUUUUAAUAAACAACUCAUUUUCAAAUAGC